Molecule: messenger RNA, 771 nt
Organism: Hylaeus volcanicus
Lineage: Eukaryota; Metazoa; Arthropoda; Insecta; Hymenoptera; Colletidae
Product: cytochrome c oxidase subunit 1-like
Exons: 1
Biological process (GO): mitochondrial electron transport, cytochrome c to oxygen; electron transport coupled proton transport
Cellular component (GO): membrane
Molecular function (GO): cytochrome-c oxidase activity; heme binding
Source: RefSeq, a predicted model, not a curated record
UUUGGACAUCCAGAAGUAUAUAUUUUAAUUUUACCAGGAUUUGGAAUAAUUUCACACAUUAUCUUUCAAGAAAGAAGAAAAAAGGAAACAUUUGGAGUAUUAGGAAUAAUUUAUGCUAUAAUUUCUAUUGGAUUUCUUGGAUUUAUUGUAUGAGCACAUCAUAUAUUUACUGUCGGAAUAGAAGUAGAUACUCGAGCUUAUUUUACUUCAGCAACAAUAAUUAUUGCUAUUCCUACUGGAAUUAAAGUAUUUAGAUGAUUAGCCACAAUUCAAGGAAGACAAAUAAAUUAUAACCCAUCAAUAAUUUGAGCCCUAGGAUUCAUUUUUUUAUUUACCAUAGGUGGAAUUACUGGAGUAAUUUUAGCUAAUUCAUCAAUUGAUAUUAUUUUACAUGAUACUUAUUAUGUAGUAGCACAUUUUCAUUAUGUUCUUUCAAUAGGAGCUGUUUUUGCAAUUAUAAUAAGAUUUAUUCACUGAUACCCUUUAUUUACUGGUCUUUAUUUAAAUAAUAUAAUAUUAAAAAUUCAAUUUUUUAUUAUAUUUAUUGGAGUAAAUUUAACAUUUUUUCCCCAACAUUUUUUAGGUUUAUCAGGAAUACCUCGUCGAUAUUCUGAUUUUCCUGAUUCAUUUUUAAUAUGAAACAUUAUUUCAUCUUUAGGAUCUUCUAUUUCUAUAAUUAGAAUUUUAUUUUUUAUUUUUAUUUUAUGAGAAAGAAUAAUUAAUUAUAAAAAAAUUAUUUUCCCUAAUCAAAUAAAUACAUCAAUUGAAUGA